ACCGAUAGAUGUCAUCCAGGUUACAUGAAAAAAAAGAGGGAAGGGGAAUUAUUUUGUUGCUAUGAUUGCAUUCCGUGUCCAGAUGGGAAAUUUUCAAACCAAAAAGGUGGGCAGUUUAAUAUGUAGUUAUCAUAAAGAACAUUGUUGAGAAAUGUAACUUAUUGGCAACAACCCCAAACAAUACAGGUAGAUCCUUUGGACAUAUGAAGACAAAUAGAAGAAGCAAAAUGGUUUCAUAUUUUCUCAUUGAUUAUUCGCAUUUCUAUCUUGUAUUUCUUCACCGGAAAGCAACCACCUCUACUUUUUCCACCUAACUUUCUGCUCAUGUUAAUCCCGAUGUAGAUUAAGCUGGGCUGAAUUGAGUUGAAUGUUUCAAUGAACAUUUAAGCUUGGAUUGGUUUUAUUUUUCAGACAUGGCUGAAUGUUCAAAGUGUCCAGAUGAUCAGUAUACCAACAAGAACCACGAUCAAUGCCUUCCCAAAAGUAUACAUUUUCUCUCGUUUACAGAACCUUUGGGAAUAACUCUAACUUGCUUGGCUCUCUCCCUUUCUCUGAUCACAAUUUUGGUGCUCAAGAUAUUCAUCAUCAACAAGAACACUCCUAUUGUCAAGGCCAAUAACCGGAACCUCACUUACGUUCUUCUCGUUUCCCUAUUACUCUGCUCCCUCUGUACAUUUCUGUUCAUUGGCCAGCCUAAAACAGUGACCUGCUAUUUGCGACAAACCAUUUUCGGCACUGUAUUUUCACUAGCUGUGUCUUGUAUAUUGGCAAAAACCCUAACUGUGGUUGUUGCUUUCAUGGCUACCAAGCCAGGAUCCAGGAUGAGGAAAUGGGUGGGGAAAGGAUUGGCAAACGCUGUAGUUUUUAAUUGUUCUCUUAUUCAAGCCAGUAUGUGUGCUGUAUGGCUGUGUAUUGCUCCUCCAUUUCCAAAUUUUGACAUGCACACGUUAGCUGAAGAAAUCAUUUUGGAAUGCAAUGAAGGAUCCGUCACAAUGUUUUAUUGCAUUAUGGCCUACCUGGGAUUUCUAGCCAUGGUUAGUUUCACGGUGGCUUUCUUUGCCAGAAAGUUGCCAGACAGUUUCAAUGAAGCCAAAUUCAUUACUUUCAGCAUGGUAGUGUUUUGCAGUUGUUGGCUGUGUUUUGUUCCAUCUUACCUGAGCACUAAGGGGAAAUACAUGGUGGUUGUGGAGAUUUUCUCCAUUUUAGCCUCUAGUGCUGCUUUAUUGGGUUUCAUCUUUUUCCCCAAAUGUUUCAUAAUUGUCCUGAAGCCUGGCCUGAAUUGCAAGGACUACCUAAUCAGAAAAAAAUGAUAUAUAUUAGGCCUGUGUGAUCUAUGUUUCUAUGCUAAUUACUAGAGGUGUGCAAAUUAAUCGUAUGAAAUCAGAAAUCGGAAGAAUUCAUAAGUUUUGUACAUUGAAAGUCUUUCUGAAGCGUUAGUGUGGCCCACUCUAAAAACUUAAAUAUCAAAGCUGACUCCCACACUUUUUUAUUGCAAGAAAGCAAGCUGCUACUAGUGAAAGCAUAAAACUACCAUACCUGCCUCCUUUGCCAUUCCUGUCCCUGUAAAUGGCUUCUCUGCUUGAAGACUUCAUGGCUUGUUCCUCAGUGUGAAGACAGGGAGGGGUGCAUUUUGGGAACAGCACAGAACUAAGGAAAUGUAGUUUGGGAAAGGGCACAGCCCUAUGCCAAAGAAUUCAAAGGUCUCUGCCCUCAACCACAUUUCCCAGUAUGCAUGAGAAUGAUAAUCAGGAGAGUAGUGAGGAAGUUGUCCCUCCCCUAAACAAACCAUUUAUAUCAAAACUUUACAAAAUUCUUUAAAAUCAGUAGAUGUAUAUUUCUGAAAGUAGGGGGAAUGAUCCCCUGUUAUCUUGUGUCAUCGGAUGGAAAAUUCAAGGAGUUAGCUCUUGUAGUUUUUUUUUAAUGUUGUGUUUUUAAACUUUGAAAAUUCCCCAAAAAUUUGUGGAUAAGUGAAACGUUAUGAAACUUGAUGGGCAAAGAGUGGUAAAUGUGUUUUACCAUUGUAGCAAGUUUUAUCCCAUUAGCUUUAAAAAAGCGGAGAUAGGUAUGCACUGUUCUUAUUCUCUUACAUUAUGAAUGUCCAUACACAUAUCUAUAUUAAAUAAACAUAUAUUCAAACAGACAUGCACAUACAUGCAUACUGUGACACAUUCCCACACACAAUUACAUAUUCUGAACACACAUACAUACACAUAUGAACCAGCCCCUUAAAACUCCUGAGCUCUGCACCUUUUAGACCAGUCACUUUCAGAUGAGGAAGCAGUGACAGGCAAAAUUAUAAUGUUGCCACACUUUGCAUCUUGAUUUAAUUACUGAAAGAAGAACCUAAAAAGGACUUGAACUAUCUUGUCAUCCACCUUCAUGCAUGCC
Messenger RNA from Anolis carolinensis (green anole), 2388 nucleotides. RefSeq names its product vomeronasal type-2 receptor 26. Gene Ontology annotation, biological process: G protein-coupled receptor signaling pathway. The transcript has a single exon. Gene Ontology annotation, molecular function: G protein-coupled receptor activity. The record is from RefSeq and is a predicted model, not a curated record. NCBI's taxonomy places the organism in Eukaryota, Metazoa, Chordata, Lepidosauria, Squamata, Anolidae. The coding region runs from base 414 to 1310 and encodes 298 amino acids. Gene Ontology annotation, cellular component: plasma membrane.